Molecule: messenger RNA, 1570 nt
Organism: Nicotiana tabacum (common tobacco)
Lineage: Eukaryota; Viridiplantae; Streptophyta; Magnoliopsida; Solanales; Solanaceae
Source: RefSeq, a predicted model, not a curated record
GGUUACUAAAUAAGGAGGAAUUGUACUUAGUACCAAGAAAAAUUAGGAUUAUAAUGUGAUUAGCACACUCACAGAGUCAACGUACAUGUACAAACUGGUCCUCCUUAACUACAUGCACUAUGUAUUUUUAACAGCUUACUUUUUUUCUCCUUUCUCCCAUUUCUAAUUUCCUUUUCAACCUUCCAUUGAAGCAGCGCGCAGAAAUGGAGCUUCCCUUUGGGAAAUACUCCACUUCAGCUCAAAGAACUCCAAGAAUAUUUAUACUUAUUAUAGUUUUAGCAGUUACAGUUCUGGGUCUUAUCCCUCUUUACCACCCCUUUAAUUGGUACCCAGCAGAUUUAGUAACCCAAAAUCCAUCUGAAAUAUCACCCACAUACCAUGCUGAGGAGCAUAAGAUAAAGAUUAAAGAGCCAGAAACAUGCGAUAUUUUCAGUGGGGAAUGGGUUUGGAAUCCGGAUGCUCCAUAUUACACGAAUGUGACCUGUUCUGAAAUCCAUGAGCACCAAAAUUGUAUGAAGUAUGGUAGACCUGAUACUGAUUACUUGAAGUGGAGGUGGAAGCCUAAUGGAUGUGAGCUCCACAUUUUUAACCCGUUUCAGUUUUUGGAUAUGGUUAGAAACAAGUCUUUGGCAAUUGUCGGUGACUCAGUUGGAAGAAACCAAAUGCAGUCCUUGAUUUGCCUCUUGGGCCGGGUGGAAUAUCCUAUUGAUAUUUCUGACAAUCCAGAUCAAUCUUUCAAAAAGUACAAAUACACAACUUACAACUUCACCCUAGCAAUGAAUUGGUCACCAUUUUUGGUUUCAACGAAAGAAAUAGAUGCAGAUGGUCCAUGCCAUACUGGACUCUAUAACCUUUACCUAGAUGAAGCCGAUGAGAAAUGGACCACCCUAAUUGAGGGAUAUGACUACAUCAUCUUAAACGCCGGCCACUGGUUUGCCCGGUGCAGCGUCUACUACGAAAACAACCAACGAGUCGGCUGCAAGUACUGUGGAUUGCCAAAUGUUACUGAACUCCCACAUAACUAUGCCUACCAAAGGGCAUUUAGAACUGCUCUUAAAGCUAUCAACGACGUAGAAAAUUUUAAGGGUGUAGCGAUUCUUAGGACUUUUGCACCUUCUCAUUAUGAAGGUGGGGACUGGAAUAAGGGAGGAGAUUGUGCAAUGACAAGGCCAUUCAGAAGUAAUGAGACCGCGUCGGAAGGUCAAAGCUUGGAGCAAUAUAGGAUCCAAGUCAAAGAGUUUAAGAUUGCAGAGAAGGAAGGGAAGAUGAAGGGGAGGAGAUUCAGAUUGAUGGAUACAACAAAAGCAAUGUUGUUGAGACCAGAUGGUCACCCAAGUAAAUAUGGGCAUUGGCCUAGUGAAAAUGUGGUAAAUGACUGUGUCCAUUGGUGCUUGCCUGGUCCUAUUGAUUCUUGGGCUGAUUUCUUGUUUCAUAUGUUAAAGAUGGAGGGCAUCAGAUCCCUAGUUGAAAAGCUUCAAUGAGAGAGCUAAACUAUACAUUAUUGUACUUUGAUUUUUCAUAAAUUUUUCUUCCUAAUGAUCAUUUACUCUUUUGAGGAUUCUAUAGUCGA